Lathyrus sativus (Indian pea) is the source of this 1242-nucleotide messenger RNA. Lineage: Eukaryota; Viridiplantae; Streptophyta; Magnoliopsida; Fabales; Fabaceae. The record is from the annotation of a GenBank genome assembly.
AUGGAAAGUGCGGUUGGAACAAUGAACCAUGAAAGCAAAACAAAUUCUACAAUCACAAUUAAGGGUAUUCUGAGUCUUCUAAUGGAAAGUGUUGGUGAGAAUAGCAAGAGAGUUAUUUCUCUUGGAAUAGGUGACCCUACUCUCUCCACGUGUUUCCCUAAUACCAAGGUUGCUGAAGAAGCUGUUGCUGAUUCACUUCAUUCCGCCAAGUUUCAUGGAUAUGCUCCCACUCCAGGUCUUCUCCAGGCCAGAAGUGCAAUUGCCAAAUAUCUAUCGGAUGACCUCCCUUACGAGCUAUCAUCUGAUGAUGUUUUUAUAACAUGUGGAUGCACACAAGCCAUUGAUGUUUCGGUUGCGUUGCUUGCUCGCCCCGGUGCAAAUAUUUUGCUACCAAGACCCGGCUUCCCAAUCUAUGAACUUAGUGCUGCAUUUAGACAAGUUGAAGUGAGACAUUAUGAUCUGUUGCCUGAAAAAGGUUGGGAGGUUGACUUAGAUGCUAUUGAAGCCCUCGCAGAUCAGAACACGGUCGCAAUAGUGAUUAUAAACCCCGGGAAUCCUUGUGGAAAUGUAUACUCUUAUCAUCAUUUGGAGAAGAUUGCGAAAACAGCAAAAAGGCUUGGGACAAUUGUGAUUGCUGAUGAAGUUUAUGGUCACCUUGCAUUUCGGGAUAACCCUUUUGUGCCUAUGGGGGUUUUUGGGUCUAUUGUUCCUGUUCUAACUCUUGGAUCCUUGUCUAAGAGAUGGAUAGUACCUGGAUGGAGACUCGGUUGGUUUGUGACAAAUGAUCCAUCUGGUACUUUCAGAAAACCAAAGGUAGUCGAGCGCAUCAAAAAGUAUUUUGAUCUAUUGGGAGGCCCAGCUACUUUCAUCCAGGCGGCUGUACCUCGCAUAAUUACACAGACAGAAGAGGUUUUCUUCAAAAAAACCAUUGACAGUUUGAGGCUUACUGCAGAUAUAUGUUGCCAAGAGAUGGAAGAUAUUCCAUGCAUUUCUUUCCCUUGCAAACCACAAGGGUCCAUGGCUAUGAUGGUGAAACUAAACCUUUCGCUUAUGGAAAAUAUUAGCGAUGAUAUUGAUUUCUGUUUUAAACUUGCCAAGGAGGAAUCUGUUAUCAUUCUUCCAGGAACUGCAGUAGGGCUAAAAGAUUGGAUUCGUAUCACUUUUGCUGCUGAUCCAUCUUCUCUCAGAGAAGGUAUGAAAAGGAUAAAAGCUUUCUCUCAAAGACAUGCGAGCGAACAGUAA